This is a messenger RNA of Musca vetustissima, 1279 nucleotides long. RefSeq lists its product as uncharacterized. NCBI's taxonomy places the organism in Eukaryota, Metazoa, Arthropoda, Insecta, Diptera, Muscidae. The record is from RefSeq and is a predicted model, not a curated record. Gene Ontology annotation, biological process: proteolysis. The coding region runs from base 2 to 1279 and encodes 425 amino acids. Gene Ontology annotation, molecular function: metalloendopeptidase activity. The transcript is spliced from 2 exons.
CAUGUGUUGUUUAUUUUCUCAGCUACUUUGUCAACAACAUCAACAAUGCCAUCGAGCAAAGUUCGCAUAUCUUAACCGCCACCGUUCAGCUGUUGUUAAGCUCCAACUUUGUCUAUUUUUUGUGGUGUUGUUGUUAAAUUUAACCCAAGUAUCGCUUCAUGAAACUCAAAGUCGAAGUUAUUUGUCGGAAUUGCGUGUACAGGAAUUGCAUAACAUCGCCAUACGCUUGGAACAUUCCGUGGAUGCGGAUAAAAGAGCCUGUGAAAGUUACUAUGAUUAUGUGUGUGGUCGCAAUCGUCCUUUGUUUUCCAUAAUGGGUCAUCUUCCUGAUAGCAAUGAGCUCAUACACCUGCUAACCGAACUUCAAGAGGAUCCAGAACAAUUUGAAGCCAAACAAAAGCUAAUGGAUUUCUUUAUAUCGUGCAACUCUAUGAAGUCGCUAGAUGAUUGCUAUCGUGAAUCCUUUGAAUAUUUCAAGCCGCUUUUCGGUUAUUUGAUAAGUAAAAAUUAUCUCGAUAAUUCACCAGAAGAGUUGGAAACAUUCCUUAACAUACUUGAUCGAUUCAUAAGAGUUGCCGAACAGAAUAAACGUUUCCGUCAGGAGCCCACCUUGUUGAAACUGACAACAUUAAAAACCAGUUUUCGUUAUCCCCAAACCUAUUUUCGUUCGGUAAAAUUAAACAAGGAAUAUGAAACAUUGAAAAUAUAUCGUGAAAGUUAUCUGCAUAAUAUUAAAAAUCUGGAAGUGUUUCGUAGGCGUAAUUCAACCUAUACACAAGGUACCAACCGAAUUGUGCUCGAUUGGACGUUGUAUCUGUACCAGAGUCGCCACAAACCAAUUUCAUAUUAUUAUCCCACCUUUAAUGCUCAUUUGUGGAUGUCCGUGUAUAAUCGUUCAGAGGUGCGUGAAUAUGAACCGAAGAGAUUUGCCGAAAUUGGUGAAUGCCUCAAAUUGCCCCAGUUCGUAAAUGCUCUGGAAGAAGCACGCAUCCUAACCAUAGUCUAUUUGAAAAGUUUCAACAGUGCCUGGAAAGAUUAUAUGGAUUGGAUUUCUUCAUCUCCCCAAAACGAAUACAUCACGGAUCAAGAAAAUCAAAUUCUCGCCCAAUAUCAACUAAAUAAUGAGAAAUUAUUUUUUACUUUGUACGCGCAAAACUUUUGUGAAUUUGGCCGAGACUUGGCGGAACAUGUAUUCUUUGUUGGUUUAAAACAUAGUUUCAAUUUUACCCGAGCAUAUUCGUGUGGCCUUGGUGUUGAUAGAAGUUAUGAUUGUUUGUAA